GAUGGCAUCACCGAAUCUCGUCUCGUGCAUCAUCAAGACAAUUGAGAGGCUUGAAAGAUAGCAUUGUUACCGUUCAGUAGUCACUCGAAGCUGUACAGAACGCAAUCACCCUGACCUUCUCCACAACGACGACGACGAAGACGCCGACAUCCUUACGUCCAUCUAUGGUACGCCAUGAAAGGAGUCGAUCAUAAUUUUCGGGGACUCUAUGCCGUCGGAAGUUUAAAUUGCUAGGAAAUGCGCUGGGUUGCACCAAAAAAAGAGAUAAGCAAAGUCAGCAGCAAUCAACUUAAUUCCUUCCGCGAUAUGUACGCCUCGAUUUCAACCGUCCUCUAGUACCACCUCCUCUUCCUCCUUCCGUCAAUUUAGUCGCCAUGUAUGGUGCUGGGAAAUCCAGCUACGUCUGGUCUUAAGAAGAGACGAGAACCAGCGAUACAAAAGAGCAACAUACUGGAAGUUGGGGCAGAUUUGCCAACAUCCAUGAAAACCUGGAAUGGUAAUAUCUUGAUUAUGCAAACACUUGUGAGUCACUAAGGCAGAGAAUGACUUGUCGUGCGAUGAACGCAACUAGCCACAGGACAUUUCUUCGCAGAAUACUUGUAUGAGCCAGGAUUUCAUGUCCGCGGGCCUCAAUAUAUCUGAUAUUUUACGUGGCGCCUGGCGUUUUCUUCAACGAACUGGUCUCGUUCACUUAAUAGAUUCGAAGCAGCGCAAAUUGUGCUUAACAGGAACGUGCAUGGCAGGCAUCUUCGCCAAAACGAUCCUCGUAAGUCGACUGGUUAUUGCGCUUAGUGCAUAAGCGGAUGUGUUAGUGAAAACGUCGAAAAGAGCUUGGACAUGUAUGUGACCUCGCCUCAGCGUAGGUGCAUCUAUCGUGGACAUUGCGCUAUGAACAUCAGCCAGCAUUGCUUUCAGUGGCUAUUGCGCGGCUCGGCGACGAUACUAUCUGCCAUUCACACGCUUUUUGUGGUGAUUUUGCGUGGAGCGGACGAGUAGAACUUACUUCCUGCAGGGAUCAGAAACAUUAUUCUUUGAUGUGUAUUAUUCCAAGCAUAAGGGCCAGGCCGUUGUGAAAAACAUGCACGAUCUCUGGAUUGGCUUGUGUUUUCGCGCAGCACAGGUUUCCACCAAAGACUCUCGAAGCCAUCCAUCGGUGCCUAGGGUGGAUUAGCUCCGGCAAACCCGAUGAAGCGUACGUCAAACUCUGUGCUGAUUCACCUAAUGCGCCUCCGGAGGCGGUGGAAACCAACGAAUGCAGUAUUUGGACUCAGCGCACAUGGUUCACAGGCUUUCAGCGCUGUUGUGGAAGCACAGACUCGAAGCGGGGAAGUCAUGCUCAGCCUGGGUAGGUCGCCGGGGCUGCACCUGGCAGUCACCUAGACCGGCACAACAGAGGCGCGGAUAAAGCCACAACGACGUUCAAUAAUUACAGAAACAAGCUUGGAAAGUAGCUUGAGCUCUAAUAAAGCACACCUUCUGAAUUUCAAAGCGACUUACUUUCUGGUUGUCUUCCAGCUUUGCUACUGGAUUUUGGCUUUGUCUGAGGAACAGAGACACCACCGAUGGGUGCUGCCUUAGUCAGGCAUCAAUGAAAAGCACCUCUCGACCAAUUUCUUUGCAACAACCUCCCACCCACUCAACACACUGCCGCAUCACAAACGCGACAAUCCCAUCAACUUCAUUGUGUUAACCACUUCUCGUUUACUUCCCCUAUCGCGAGCAGUCGCCCGAGCGCUAGUACGACCUGUGUUGACUUCGCCCUCUGACGCAACCGUCGUGACGCGUCCACGCCUUGCGUGAUAUCCAUAUAACCACCUUGCACACAACUCUUCUCACCAACGCAAUGGCUGAUGUCGCGUCUGCACCCACGCCAGCAACUAAUGAGCCUGCUGAACAACCUAGCGCAUCUUCGACCACAGACGCGUCCGCUACCGCGCCUCCGGCCGUGACCUCCGACGCACCAGCGACAGGUGAUGAGCCAGGAAAGAAGGCGACAGAGGAUAGCGCUGUUCCCCCUACCAAUGGUGCAGCAUCAUCCAAGAAGGACAAGCGCAAGUCCACAGGCACUUUACCAGAGAGCAAAGGCAAAAAACUCAACCGUAAACAAUCUAAGAUCGACCUAAAUCUCGAUGUCCAACCCGGCGAGCUUUGGCUUGCUGUCAUGAAAGGCUAUAAGAAUUGGCCGUGUAUUAUUUGCGACGAAGAUAUGCUCCCGGAGACUCUCCUGAGCAAGCGUCCCGUAAGUGCUAUGCGUCCUGAUGGCUCAUACCGUGAGGAUUUCCUUCCCGGUGGAAAAAACGCUCGUGACCGUCGAUAUCCGAUCAUGUUCCUGGGCACGAACGAGUUCUCCUGGCAUGUCAACACUGAUCUGCGCCCGUUCAGUGUCGAGGAGGCCAAGAAGAUCAUAGAAGAGCACAGCAAGAAACCACUGCAGCCGAAAUCUCUAUGGGCCGCGUAUCAAGUCGCAGCUGAGGGCCACGACCUUGCUUACUUCAAGGAUAUGCUAGCCGAAGCCGAAAGGUUAUUAGCUGCUGAACAGGAGGCUGCCGCCGAAGAGGAGCGUCUGCGCGAGGAGGCUGCCGCUAAAAAGGCUGCGGAAGACGUAGAAAUGGCCGAUGCGGAAGCCGAAGCCGAAUCGAAGGGCAAGAAGGAAAAGAAACGCAAAGCUCCGAAGGACGACGAGAUAGAUGCCGAUGGCAAGCCAUUAAAAACACCAAAAAAGCUGAAGAUUAAACCACCUCAAGAGAAGGAGACACCAGCUGAUAGCGCAACUAAGACAAAGAAGCAAAAGAAGAAGGAUGGCAAGACAGUCGAGUCGCCAAAGCCAGCCGCACAGGAGACUCCAGAAGAGGCACAUGAGAAAAUGCAGAAGACAAUACUGUUUCUUCGCCAUAGAUUGCAAAAAGGCUUCCUUUCGCGUGACAAGCCGCCAGAGGAGAGUGAGAUGCCAGGUAUGCAUGGGCAUAUGAAGACGCUCGAGAAUUACAGAGAUCUUGACGGCUCCAUCAUAAAAACUACCAAGAUCAACAAGGUUCUCAAAGCAAUCAUCAAGCUUGCAACUAUUCCACGCGAGCACGAGUUUCAGUUCAAGAAGCGCGCGCAAGACAUCCUGGCUAGCUGGGGCAAGCAAUUGGAGGAUACCACAGGCACACCUGUGCCACCUGCAACGAACGGUGUCAAAGACGAUGGGAAGGAACAGGUUGAGGAGCAUAAGCCUACGGAGUCACCAGAGCAAUCUUCAGCUGUGGACGAGUCAAAGAAAGAGGGGACACCAGAAGGUCCAGAGACAAAAUCAGCAGAGCCAGUGGCGCAAGUGGAGCAGGCAGCAGCUUAGGCGUCAAAGCUCUUUCCUUGCCUUCAUCUUUGCGCCCGGCUUCGCAAGAGCAGCUACUUGGAGCUGCUUUCGUACCUCAUAUCUUCUCGAUCUUGGAACAGUAUCUAGUUAACAAGUGCUAGGGAUCAUAUUUCCCAUCUCGCAUUCGGAGUUGUACAUUUUUGCAGCUUAUUUUGCUGCAGGGGGCUUUUCAUAGCUAUCCUUCACAUCUAGGUUCUUUCAGGUCCUGUGCAUUUUGGGGCCAUUUAGGAGGCCGGUACUUCGUUCGCGAACUUGUCCGUGGGGCUACAUUAGCUAGCAAGUUUGGCGUUGGAAAGGAAAAGGGCCGCAUGUGCACAAAGGGUUUGCUUUGGAGGCAAUGCGAGAGCCCACAAUCUCAACCCAAUGGGGUACGAUCAUUGUAUGUGCUCGUGGAUAAAUCAACAGGCCUAGGUUCAUGACAAGCGAAUUGCUUCUUACCUU
Messenger RNA from Verruconis gallopava, 3796 nucleotides. RefSeq lists its product as uncharacterized. The coding region runs from base 1844 to 3334 and encodes 496 amino acids. The record is from RefSeq and is a predicted model, not a curated record. Lineage: Eukaryota; Fungi; Ascomycota; Dothideomycetes; Venturiales; Sympoventuriaceae. The transcript has 4 exons.